AUGACAGACACGAAGCGAAGAGUGAAGUUGUAUGCGCUGAACGCCGACCGCCAAUGGGACGACAGAGGGACGGGUCACGUGUCGUCCGCAUAUGUGGACCGCUUGAAGGGAAUGUCGCUUCUGGUGAAGGCCGAGAGCGACGGCUCGCUUCUGCUCGAGUCGAAGAUCUUGGCGGACACGGCGUACCAGAAACAACAGGAGACGCUCAUCGUGUGGUCGGAGGGCGACAACUACGACCUGGCGCUCAGUUUCCAGGAGAGGGCGGGCUGUGACGAGAUCUGGGCCAAGAUCUGUCAGGUGCAGGGAAAGGACCCCUCAGUGGACAUCACGCAGGAGAUCGCCGAAGAGGAGGACGAGCGCUUCGACGACACCAACGACACCGGUCUGUCCGCCUCUGUUGCGCGCCAUGUCGUGACCUGUCGUCCCCUUUUAGGCACGAACUCGCUGUCCGUCGAACUGCCGCUUUGCGAGAGCGACCGCUUGGACGAGAUCAACGAACUGAUGGUCACGUGUCUGCCGUAUCCCAUCAAACGCGAGAAGCUGGCCAUCGCUCUGGAGACCGAGUCCUACAUCAAGAAGUUGUUGGCGUUGUUCCGCGCGCUCGAGGAGCAGAAGAGCGUGCGGUCGCUGCACAAGCUGUACGACAUCUUCAAGAACAUCUUCCUCCUCAACAAGAACCCGUUGUUCGAAGUGAUGCUUUCGGACGAGUCCUUGUGGGACAUCAUCGGCGUCUUCGAGUACGACCCCUCCCUCCCGGCCCCCAAACGCCAUCGCGAGUACUUGAAGUCCGUCUCGCGCUUCAAGGAAGUGAUCCCAUUGGGCAACUCGGAGCUCGUGGCCAAAAUCCACCAGACCUAUCGCGUGCAAUACAUCCAGGAAGUGGUUCUGCCCACGCCCUCCGUGUUCGAGGAGAACAUGCUGUCCACGCUCUCCUCCUUCAUCUUCUUCAACAAGGUGGAAAUCGUUUCUCUCAUUCAAGAAGACGAGAAGUUUUUGCGACAACUCUUCGCCCAACUCUCCGACGAGUCGACCGCAGAGGACAAACGCCGCGACCUCGUGCUCUUCCUCAAAGAGUUUUGCACUUUUUCGCAAACACUUCAGCCGCAGAACAGAGAGAACUUCUUCAAGGCGUUGGCUUCGCUCGGGAUUCUGUCCACUUUGGAAGUGAUUCUUUCGAUGGAAGAUCCGACCAUCAAAUUGGCUUCCGUUGAUAUACUUACUUACGUCGUCGAGUAUUCGCCGUCAAUGGUCAGGGAAUACGCGCUCCAACAGGAGAACGACGAGGAACAGUUCAUCACAAACAUAAUCAUCGAACAAAUGAUUUGCGACUCCGACCCCGACCUGGGAAUGGCCACUCAGUUAUCCGGUAUUAUCAAACUGCUUGUGGAUCCCGAGAACAUGUUGGCCGCCACUGUGGUCAACAAGUCGGAGAAGACGGACUUUCUCAACUACUUCUACAAACACUGCAUGCAUGUCCUCAUCGCUCCCGUUCUCGCGUCCACUCAGGACGACAAAGUCGUGCAACGACUGGCGCAACAACAGAGCGGCCAAUCGGCGCAACUGCUGUCCAUCAUUCUGGAACUGUUGGCCUUCUGUGUCGAACACCACGCCUAUCACAUCCGCAAUUACAUUCUUCAUCGCGAACUCCUGAAACGCAUUCUUCUUCUCAUUCACUCCAGACACACAUUCCUUGUCCUCACCGCUCUGCGAUUUGUGCGCAAAAUCAUUGGUUUGAAAGACGAGUUCUACAACCGACACAUCAUUCAUUGCAAUCUAAUGGCGCCGAUCGUCGAGCGCCUCAUCACAAACAACGGCCGAUACAAUCUUCUGGAUUCGGCGAUCGUCGAGCUCUUCGAGUUCGUUCGCGCCGAAGAAAUCAAGUCUCUCUGCGUUUACAUAAUGGAGAAGUUCUGGAAGCAGUUGGAAAGCAUUGAUUACGUGCGCACUUUCAAAGGCCUCAAACUGCAAUACGAACAGCACCAGGACAGGCUCAAGGACAAAGACACGUCCGUACCUCUAUUGCUGUGUCCACCACUAACCCCCUCUUCUCCCGACAGGAAUUCGGUGCUUCUGUCGCGACGCUUCCGCAGAGACGCGCGCGAUCUCGAGGACGAGGAGGAGAUGUGGUUCAACAACGACGACGACGACGACUGCGACGCCAACUCUCUCUCCGAUUCUCUCAACUAUAAACUCGAGGCCGAGUAUGACUUCAACAAGAAGGCGCUCGAGCGCAAGAACAUCGGUCUCUCCUAUCAAGACAUCGAUUCGGUGAAGAAGUCGUUCGAAUUAGAAACCAACCAAAACAAAAGCACAUUACGUCCAUCGACGCCCCGAAGGGCACCCCUGACCACUCCUACAUCUCAGUCAUCGCCCUCCGACAUCACGUCUUCGCGAAAGGGUUUGGUCGAUUACGACAUUCAACCCGACGAAGACUCGGACGAAGAGUCGGGCGACGAGAGUCCGGACUCGGAUUCGGAACAUAUAUCAGCCAAACGCCAACGACUGUCCAACUCUUAGUUCUUAUAAAUAUUUGAAACAUUUUUCGUAUUUAGACUACAAUUAUGUAAAAGACAAACAAUUCUUAUAUAAAUAAUGCAUAAAAAGAUUAAAACGUUUUCUAAUCUGAGA
Molecule: messenger RNA, 2628 nt
Organism: Medioppia subpectinata
Lineage: Eukaryota; Metazoa; Arthropoda; Arachnida; Sarcoptiformes; Oppiidae
Source: the annotation of a GenBank genome assembly